AUGCACCGUCGCCUAUUGGCAUCCAGAAGGACCCAUCUGGACCAUCUAAUCCUAGCACUGGAGCAGCUGCUACUGCACCUUCUCCUGCCAUCGCGUCUGGCAAUCCAUCUGUUGGCAAUCAUCGCGGAGGCGGAGGCGGAGGCGGAAGACGUGGUCGAGGUGGUGGACGAGGACGAGGUGGUGCAGCAGGCGGGCCCUCCAACCCUCCUCGAGCAGGAGGGUGAUCGCUCGAAAUGGUUUGCAUAUUAUCAUUUAGGAGUCAUAUUUCGCACAUUUGGUCGCAGCCGAACACCGCACGAAGCACGUCGAGCGGUACAAUGCUUCCAGUCAACGUUGCUUUCACAACCCUCGCCACUGCUCCCUUUCCGACACAAUAUCAGAAGCGACAGGAAGUCAUGGCCGCAGAAGCUGAUUUUUUGGAAUGGGCAGACCCAUCCAUCAAGAGUGCAACAACUUCUAUCGUCGAUAUCCCAUGUCACCUCCGAGACCUUGUUUCGUCGAUUCCACCCAGACUUGUAUGAUUGGACAAUAUCUCUCAGGCUCCUUGUUCCUCGGUGCAUAAUACUACGAAGGUCAAGCCCAUAUCGAAUCCCUACCUGUAGUGAUUCGACUCUAUGA
Messenger RNA from Cyclocybe aegerita, 618 nucleotides. Lineage: Eukaryota; Fungi; Basidiomycota; Agaricomycetes; Agaricales; Hemipholiotaceae. The record is from the annotation of a GenBank genome assembly.